Molecule: messenger RNA, 1092 nt
Organism: Neltuma alba
Lineage: Eukaryota; Viridiplantae; Streptophyta; Magnoliopsida; Fabales; Fabaceae
Product: V-type proton ATPase subunit D-like
Exons: 1
Coding region: 81-869 (262 amino acids)
Molecular function (GO): proton-transporting ATPase activity, rotational mechanism
Source: RefSeq, a predicted model, not a curated record
ACUUUGAUUCCGUUUGGCUCCCAUGAAAAUUCCGAUAACUUCUCCAUGUCAAUAUCUGGAUUUGAUCUUCAGGAAAAAAAAUGUCGGGCCAAAAUCAACGUCUUAACGUGGUCCCUACCGUGACAAUGCUUGGAGUCAUGAAAGCUCGACUGGUGGGAGCUACGCGAGGCCAUGCUCUUCUCAAGAAGAAGAGCGACGCCUUGACGGUACAGUUCCGUCAGAUCCUGAAGAAGAUAGUGUCAACAAAGGAAUCAAUGGGGGAAAUCAUGAAGGGCUCUUCUUUUGCUUUAACAGAGGCCAAGUACGUUGCUGGUGAUAACAUCAAGCACUUUGUGCUCGAGAAUGUUCGAGAAGCUUCCCUCAAGGUUCGCUCUCGACAAGAGAAUGUGGCUGGUGUUAAACUCCCGAAAUUUGAAUACACAAAGGAUGGUGACAUCACUAAGAAUGAUCUUACAGGUUUAGCAAGAGGUGGCCAGCAAGUUCAGAGUUGUCGUGCUGCUUAUAUAAAGGCCAUUGAAGUUCUUGUUGAGCUUGCUUCACUUCAGACCUCGUUCUUGACCCUCGAUGAGGCAAUCAAGACCACAAAUCGAAGAGUGAAUGCGCUUGAGAAUGUGGUGAAGCCUAGAAUAGAGAAUACCAUUAGUUAUAUUAAGGGAGAGUUGGAUGAACUUGAAAGAGAGGACUUCUUUAGGUUGAAGAAGAUACAGGGCUAUAAGAAGAGAGAAAUAGAGAAGCAAAUGGCAUCAGCUGAGAAUUUUGCAGAGGAACAGUUUGCUGAGAAGCUGGCGCUGCAGAGAGGAAUUUCAUUGAAUUCAGCCCACAAUUUGUUGUCUGCAACAACAGCUAGAGAUGAGGACAUUAUUUUCUGAACAUACAGAGGUUGCUUUUUUCCCCUUAUUUGUCAAUAUUCUUUUGUCCUAGGUUGUCUUCUCUCAUUGUGUUCAUACUUCAUCUUUGUUGUGUUAAGAGUUAUUUACAAUCCUUUAGGUGACAGUAUUCUUUAAUUUGAAUAAAGGCGUUCAGCAUAUGAUUUAUUGAUUCAUGUAUUAUUCAUGACCAUUAUCCUGUCACAUUUGAGUUCAAUUUUGUCUC